Molecule: messenger RNA, 1526 nt
Organism: Plutella xylostella (diamondback moth)
Lineage: Eukaryota; Metazoa; Arthropoda; Insecta; Lepidoptera; Plutellidae
Product: odorant receptor 10
Biological process (GO): sensory perception of smell; detection of chemical stimulus involved in sensory perception of smell
Cellular component (GO): plasma membrane
Molecular function (GO): odorant binding; olfactory receptor activity
Source: RefSeq, a predicted model, not a curated record
AAUACCAUAACAUAACAGAAAAGAAACAAAUAUUCAAAAUAGAAACCAUGUCCGGCAAAAUAAAUAAAUAUCGGUACUUAUAUUAUAUACUUCGGUAUUCAAUUAAAUCACCUUGGUACAUUUUAGAUUAAAUUUUAUAUGACGUAAGUAUGGUGGAAGCAACUUUGUCAUAAUAAAUGAAGAUGAAGAAAUUAUAUUAUGGUUAAAGUAUGAAUUUAAAAUGACCAAGGAGCUUUUUAUCUAACUUUAAUUGUUCGGUAUUCUAUUCCCAGUCGUAUUAUUUUUCCUUUUGCAUUCAUUGAAACAUGGCGUCUGAAAAAAUAUCAGAUGGUUUUAAAAGUAAUGUAUUUUGUUGGAAAAUAUGCGCUCUCUGGAUUUUUCAAAUUAAAAAUAAAUAUUAUAAAUACUAUGCUAUACCUCUUUUGGUUGUAAUAUUCGUGGGCUACAAUGUACUAUUGACGUUAAAUCUAAUUUACACUCCGAGAAAUCUGGAAAAGUUCAUCCCUGAACUAAUAUUUUAUUUUUGUGAAGUUCAAAAUGUUUUCAAAGUAUACGUUGUGACAAUCAAAAGUAAACAAAUAAAGGAAGUAUUCAAUUUAUUAGAUUCUGAUAUAUUCAUUGGUGAUACACAGGAACAUAAAGCAAUAACACAGUCAUACAAAUUCUUAUACAUCAAAUGCUUUAACAUCUACUGUGUCAUGUGCCACAUGGCUUACAUACAUGUGGCUUUGCCUUUCUUGAUUCACCUUAUUUUUGGGAAGAACCUUGAUUUGCCCAUUUGCAAUUACUACUUCCUCAGUGAUGAGUUUCGUGAAAAUUCAUUUUGGUUAAUUUGGUGGUACCAGGCUGUUAGUUCGUACUUUCACAUGUUCUACAAUAUCACUAUUGAUACAUUCAUUUCUGGUUUGCUCCUGAUGGGAAUUGCGCAAUUUAAGGCUCUCAAUUCCAGUCUUAUAAAUAUAAAAGAAACGUCUUUGGACCACCUUAAUUGUAUGGAAAAAGAUGACCAUCUACAAAAGCAAUUACUCAAAUGCUUAAAACACUAUGAUUUACUGCUACAAUAUUGUUCGCUGAUUCAAGAACUAUGUAAUCCAGCCAUGUUUGUUCAAUUUGGAAUCGGAGCAGCGAGCAACUGUGUGACGCUUGCUGCGCUAUUGCUGCCCUUGCCCACUUAUGAACAGAUUUUCAUAGUAUUCUACGGGUCGGUCAUGGCCAUCGAAAUAUUUAUGCCAGGUUACUUGGGAUCACAAUUAAGACACGAGAGUGAGCAGGUGAUAAGAGCAGUGUACCAAAGCGACUGGAUCGACCGCUCGGAGACAUUCAAACGUACGUUGAAGUUGCUGGUGGAGCGAGCACAGAAGCCUGUCAUCAUGACUGCCUAUUCCAUCAUUUCUCUGUCUCUGAGUACUUUUAUCUCGAUAAUGAAAACAGCUUACUCCAGCUACACUCUCUUGCGGGCAGUCCACACAAGAAAUAAUGUUGAUCAAUAAUUAGAUAAUUAUAGUAAUUCUAUAUUUUAAUUAGAU